CACCUCAUACCAGCGCUUGUCUACACACUACGACUACUACUACGACCACCACUACUACUACUACGACUAUUACUAGGAGGAAUAUUGCCACACGGAUUGGUAUUCUUCGCCGUUCAAGUAGCAGUUUUCGGCUUGAUUCCGGUUGACAGUGAGCGAUACAUCCAUACACACACCUCCCGCCAUGAUUGACCGCCAAGCAACCCACGUACAGAACCGGGAAGACUUAGAGAGAGCGCACACUUCGUCCUCUCCCGGUCUACCUCAACCCUUGGGACAGAAGUACCUGCUGGAGAAUAGUAACUGCAACCAGCACCUUCACUGCCACCAGCAGCACCACCACCACCACCAUCAGCAGCAGCAACAAGCACAACAGCAGCAGCAACAAGCACAACAGUACCAGCAGUAUAGCCAACUAUCACAGCAGUAUAUCCUCCCACCACCGCAGCACCAACAGAUGUCGCCACCACAGCAGGCGCCACCUUCUCUACCACAGGAACCAUUACAGAAAAAACUGCGAGUAUUUCCAUCGCAGCAUCCGUCAGUGUCCCGCCCACAGCCAUCACUACAGCAUCUUCCACACCUGUCACCAGUGGUGGUGCCAAUGGCGUCGCAGCAGCAAUCACAGCAGCAGCAGCAGCCACGGGAACAGCCACAGCAGCAGCUAUAUCAUUAUCAUCAGCAGCAGCAACAACAGCAACAGCGGCAGCAGCAGCAGCAGCAAAGACAGUUCUUUCCACCACGACACUCUGUAGUGCCAGAAAUGUUGUGCAACAUCAACUACUACCAACAACAACAGCACUCCUGCUGCCACAACCACCACCACCACCAACAACAACAACAACAGCAACAACAACAAAGACAACAGCAACAACAACAAUUCAACACAACAAAUCCCUCCACCCUUCAUUGCUACACCCAGCCACCACCACUCACCAACACCAGCAGCCCAACCCAGAAGAUGGAAACACAGCGGGCUCUUUCCCCUGCGGCACCCCGCCAUCCCAGCGCAGGAUACACGGCGGCGCUGAAGGAGGAGAGAGCACGCCUUCAGGAGAAAUUGGUGGAGAUGAAGGAGAAGCGGAGAUGCGUAGUGUGUCUAGACAACGAAUAUGGUGCGAUUUUCAUGCCCUGCACACAUUUAGUAACCUGCCCGUCCUGCGCCGCCACCCUCUCCACCUGCCCCGUGUGUAGAACGCCCGUGCAAUACUUAGUGGCGGUGAAGAUCGACUGAGGGGUGAGUGAGAAGUGGCGAAGGGGAAAAAUGGAAUGGAAAGAAGAGAUAAGAUAUGGUUUGAAGUGUCACCAUAAGGGAAAUGACUGCCACAAGAUUACAACGGAGUAGCAGCGGAUGAAGGAAAGGAAGUUCAAGAGAGGAAGAAAGAGAAGACUAAGAGAAGUGUCUAAAAAGAUACGGUAAAGAGGCGACUACAUAGCUAGAAAAAUCACAAAAGCAGAAGUGUGAAGGAGGAGGAAGAGGAAGAAGAGGAAGAGGAAGAGGAAGAGGAGGAGGAGGAGGAGGAGGAGGAGGAGGAGUAGAGGAGGAGGAGCGAAAACUUUGCCAUAAACAUGUUGGAAAUGGAUGAUUACUGAUGGAAUGCUAAUAAAUGAAAUGAAUACGCCAUUGUCCUUCAGCGAAAAAGAUGAUUACUGUGAGGAUUUCCUUAUUUAUCAAACAAGUGUGUUCUGGAAAGAUAUUGGCAUUGUAAGACGGAUGAGCACGAUGAUGCUUGUCAAUCAACAUUCACUCCACUCCAUUUCUGUCCCCUGAGGGUGUUAGACUAAUACUGUGAAGCUCACUCAGGUUGUAUACAAGAAUUAAGUAUUAACUAUGAACAUUUUCCCUUUGUGAUGCACUCUCCACACACACACACACACACACACACACACACACACACACACACACACACACACACACACACACACACACAAUCAACGUGAAAUUAAGAAUCUCACAACAAACCAAUUCACUCUUUGUCACUCUGCCUUUGUCAUUUACGCUUAACUUUUCCAUACGCAUUUUAUAAUUCCUUUUAAUAUUAAACAGGACAUCGAUGCUAAUAAAUUGUCCCGGAUAUGAAUGAUA
Portunus trituberculatus (swimming crab) is the source of this 2083-nucleotide messenger RNA. Its product is annotated as alpha-protein kinase 1-like. The record is from RefSeq and is a predicted model, not a curated record. The transcript is spliced from 2 exons. Bases 182 to 1231 code for a protein of 349 amino acids. Lineage: Eukaryota; Metazoa; Arthropoda; Malacostraca; Decapoda; Portunidae.